Molecule: messenger RNA, 4617 nt
Organism: Suillus discolor
Lineage: Eukaryota; Fungi; Basidiomycota; Agaricomycetes; Boletales; Suillaceae
Product: Sec63 Brl domain-containing protein
Exons: 39
Coding region: 1-4617 (1538 amino acids)
Molecular function (GO): ATP binding; nucleic acid binding
Source: RefSeq, a predicted model, not a curated record
AUGUCACGCGUUGCUCUUGCAUCGUAUCCAUCAACAUUGGCAUCGGGUAUGCUUUCCCUACAACAACACCAACACUAUUACGACGAUUUUGCUAGGUCUGGGGACGAAUUUGAUUCUUCUCCAUCUCCACCAGAACGCAUUAACAACCGUGCUCGCGCCUUUGCAAGUCAUCCACCAGCCAGCCAUGCAUUUUACUCAGAUGCUGCACAACCUUAUUGGGAAGACUAUAGAAGCGUUACUCCCGAAUACACACCAAGCCCUGCCAAUUAUACUGUUGUGCAGACCCAGAAUCAGGCCCAUCAUAAUGUUCCACAGAGAAUUCACCACCCGUACCAGUACUCUGGAGAAACCCACUAUGGAAACUCGAAUAAAAUUACAAACAACUUCGAGUCUAAUUACGGCACCUCGUGUAACGAUAGGCCUGGUGGUCAUACGCAACAGAAACCUCAACCAGUGCGGUUGCGCCCUGUUUCCGAACUUCCGGAUAUGUUUCGCAGCAUCUUCAAGUUUGGUGUUUUUAACACUAUUCAGUCGACCUGCUUUGAUGCAGUGCUUCACUCAAAUGAGAAUAUGGUUAUUAGCGCGCCCACUGGAAGUGGCAAGACUGUUAUUUUUGAAUUGGGCAUUAUCCGCAUGGUCACCGAUCCUUCGAGCACAAACAAGGCCACUAAAUGCGUCUAUGUCGCCCCAACUAAGGCCCUCUGUACGGAAAAAUACAAGGAAUGGACCGCCAAAUUUGGCAGUCUUGGAAUACCCAGUUGUGAACUCACGGGCGACACUGUAGUCUUCGGCAAGGGCGUGUGGGGUGACGCCAAGAACGCUAGAAUCAUUGUUACUACAGCACGUUUCCAGUCUGCUCAUGUUUUGAAAACACUGCUUACAAUAUCUCAGGCCGAGAAGUGGGAUAGUCUCACAAGGAAUUGGGAUGACCAUAGUCGUAUAUUAUCUCAGAUCAAACUUUUUCUUGUGGACGAGGUCCACAUCCUCAACGAAUCUCGCGGCAGCACCCUAGAAGUCGUUGUCUCUCGUAUGAAGGCAAGAGGAUCCGAUGUUAGAUUCCUUCUUGUAUCGGCAACAGUCCCGAACAUCGAAGAUGUUGCAAGCUGGAUUGGGAGCAAUCAUGCGUCUAGUGAUCAUCCCGGUCAAAUAUUUCAGUUUGGUGACGAAUAUCGGUCCUGUAAACUCACUCGGUUUGUUUAUGGCGUGGUCAAGCCGAAAGGUCAGAAUGACUUUGCAUAUGCGCAUACUCUUGAUACCCGCCUAUUCACCGUUUUACAACAACACGCCGUUGACAAACCAAUCCUCGUGUUCUGUCCGACGAGAAAAGGGACCAUCACAACCGCCAGGCAAUUGGCUAAAGAAUAUGAAGAAACCAUGAAGGCGAAACAGCUGCUCCCGUGGAGCAUGCCCUUGCAGAUUGAUCAGACUUUUCAUGACAAAGAUCUCGCUCCUCUGGCUGCUUUGGGAAUCGGCGUGCAUCAUGCUGGACUCGCUAUCGACGACAGGAAGACCAUCGAAGACUUGUAUCUGCGUAAAGUAUUACGAGUUCUUCUGGCUACGUCGACUUUAGCGGUCGGAGUCAACUUGCCUGCCCAUCUGGUCGUCAUAAAGGGCGUUAAACUAUAUCAAAAUGGCGAAUCCAAAGAGUACUCGGAUCUCGACGUUAUGCAGAUGAUGGGACGAGCGGGUCGCCCACAAUUUGAUACUGAAGGAGUUGCUAUCAUUUUAUGCGAAACUGAACUCGAGAGGAAAUAUUGCGAUCUCGUUCAGGGUACCACACCUCUGGAGAGUAGUCUGCACACAAAUUUGACCGAGCACCUAAACUCUGAAAUUGGUCUGGGAACUAUUUCCGACGUCAAGACAGCACAGGAAUGGCUUCUUCGCUCAUUCCUGUAUCGCCGAAUACAAAAGAAUCCACAGCACUAUAAUAUCGGAAAAGACGACGGCCAGUCUUGGCAGGACAAGGUGGACAGCAUUGUGAUGGACAGUAUCGAGCAGCUACGGGAAACCGAGUUGGUCACCUAUUCGCCGCGCAAUGGAGAGCUGAGUUCUACUGAAUUUGGCGAUAUUAUGAGCAAGUUCUACAUUCGUCGUGGGACGAUGAAGGCAAUCUUGGACCUCUCUCCAACUGCAUCUUUGCGCGAUAUUCUUGAGAUGAUAUCCACCUCGGAAGAAUUAUCCGACCUCAAAUUACGAAGUGGUGAAAAGCAGGUAUACGAGAAAAUCAGGCGCCAUAAUGAUAUUCGGUUCGCAGUCAAAAAAAUUCAAGGCACGAGUGACAAAGUGUUCUUGCUUAUGCAGGCGGUUUUAGGCGGUCUACCCUUGAAUAGUGCCGAGUACAGAAACGGGGAGAGUCAACCAUGCCUUGAGGCAUUAUCGGUUUUUCGUCAUGUUAGCCGGAUUGCCAUAGCGGUUGCGGAAGUGGCCAUCAUAAAGAAGAACGGUGCGCAAGUGAAGCACGGACUGGAAUUAGUGCGUUGUCUUCAUGCCAAGGCAUGGGAAGAUAGACCGAUUGUCCUGAAACAAUUAGAAUAUAUCGGCGAAAAAUCAAUCAAGAUAUUGGCCGAGAAUCACAUCACUUCAAUUCCCAAGUUACGAAGCACCAGCCCAUUGAGACUCGAAGAGCUCCUGAAUCGCAGAUCUCCCUUUGGGUCUGAAGUUUUGUUGGCUGCUAACGAGCUACCGAGUUACUUCCUCACCUUAACGGAAGUGAAGGUUUCGCCUAGCGAUGGGAAAUGUCCAGUAGAUAUCGAACUCUCCGUCGAAUGUGGCCUCCUCUUGGACAAGAGAGCUUCUACGGGGUCCAAGAAACAUAAGAGGGGUAGAUUCGAUAUGACAACUCUUCUCACCAUUACCUCCGACUUCGUUUUCAUCGACUUUCGCCGUAUCUCGACGAAGGUACUGAGGGAAGGGAAAUCCUUCGUAAUCAACGCGCAGCUUACCAGACCGAGUCAGACCAUCAACGUCUCGAUCUCUUCAGAUAAGAUCGCUGGGGUUACCGUAACUGAGAGCUUCAAGCCUUCCUUACCCACAAACAGAUAUCCAACGCUUGAUACUCGCCCAAUGACUUCUUUGGAAAUGGAUUUGGAAGGGCUGGAAGAUGUUGCCGACUUUUGGGAUAUGGGACCUGAUGACGAUGACGAAUUGAAUCUCCCCAUCAAGGAUCUCACUCGACCCCGUAGCCCACUGCAAAGCAAGACAUCAGCACAAAAGAGUAUCAACCCUCACAAAGAGAAGACAAUGAAAUCUGUCUCGCGUCCUACAGUGAAGGGGAAUGAUCUGAGUACAGCCAAUACGCCCGUGCAGGACGACGCACAGGCUAAAAAACGCUCAGACGGAAAAUAUGACUGUAAUCACACCUGCAAGGAUAAAUCUGCUUGCCGUCACUUUUGUUGCCGUGACGGGCUCACAGAACCUUCUCGCAUCCCAAGAAAGAACACAAAGCCUGGCCAUCUGCUGAGUUCAAAGAAAGCUCACGACUCCUCCAUCGACCUGUCAUCUACUGGGCCCAACAGUCGAACUACCGCUCCCCUUGGCGACGUCCCAAUCCCCAAGCGACAAAAGACAACCAAACGUGAUCUAAUUCUUGAGCAACGUGACUCGCUUCAUACAGGUGCUGAUGUCAAUCGAAAGUUGGGGCUCUCUGAAGGUCAACGGCUGAAACAAGAUGCCUCAGCACUUUCGUCAAGGAAACGAAAACCAGCCCCAAACUUUGAUAUCGAGCUCGUCACCUUGAAGUGCUCACAGUCACCGCCCUCCUCUAAGGACAUACUUAGUGACUCACAAUCAGAUGACGACCUUGCGAAUAUUUAUGAGCUUCUGUGCGAAGGGAAGGAUGUUCGCUCGAAGAAUCACUCGAGCUCAGAGAUUGGUGCGCUAGUUCGAGAUGACGAUUUUAACGACACCGCAAUGGAUGCUCUUUCCUUGACUCCCUCUCCUACUCGCAAACGGGUAUGCGACCCUCUACCUCCCGAUAGCUCGCCCCCUCGGAAGCGUCUGAAGAGCAACAACGCGUCAUACAGGCCUUACUCCCCGAGACAGGAAUCAGCGAAUGAGGACCGUCGUACGAAACGCUUCAAAUCCGGCCUCAAGCUCUUUGGUACCCCCUCUGCCCUACUGGCUGCAAAGGAGUGCGAUAUUCCGGUCCAGUCCACAAAUUCCCAUUCGCUCUUUCUUGCAGGAUCCUCCAGUGUUGAGGUUGGCAUGCAAUCACUAUCCAAGGUCUCCCAGCAACAGCCCUCUGAUGACUUCUUCUUUGAUGAAUCUUACUUUGACAUCCUGCCGGAGCCUCAACAAGCAGUGGAACCUUCUCUCCGUGAGGAUGAAGAGAAGACUAGGGCGUAUAUUCGGGCCACAGGAAUCGCACGUUCUGGCGCGGAGCUUCAGGCUACAUCGCAAUGUCUCCAACCUAGUAAAUCCCAGCCACAAUUUGGUGUAGAAAACAACACGACCAACCAGCCUUACCUCCCUCCAGUCUCCUUCAGGCGAACCUCAAACCCUGUCAACCUCGGGAAUCAGCGAACGAACCAAGAGAUAAAAACUAAAAACGUGGCCGAUGUUGAUGUCCUUGCUGAAUUCGAAAGCUGGUUGGAGAGUGGUGCAGUUGACAUUGUAUAA